Molecule: messenger RNA, 618 nt
Organism: Ostreococcus lucimarinus CCE9901
Lineage: Eukaryota; Viridiplantae; Chlorophyta; Mamiellophyceae; Mamiellales; Bathycoccaceae
Exons: 1
Coding region: 1-618 (205 amino acids)
Biological process (GO): rRNA base methylation
Cellular component (GO): cytoplasm
Molecular function (GO): rRNA (uridine-N3-)-methyltransferase activity
Source: RefSeq, a predicted model, not a curated record
AUGAAGAUUUUGUGCGUGGGCGACGGGAACAUGAGCUUCGCGCUGGCGCUGGCGACGCUGUUCGGAAACGACGCGCCGGGGCUGGUGGUGACGACGGACGCGAGCGAAAGAGGGGCGAAAAAAAUGUAUGGAACGAUGGAGGACACGGUGGAGGCGCUGGAGGCGAGCGGGGCGUCGGUGGUGUACGGGAUGGAGUGCGAGACGCUGGGGACGAAGAGCGGGAGCGCGACGCUGCGAGGACGCGCGGGAGGGUCGAAUUUCGAUCGCGUGGUGUUUAAUUUUCCCGACGCGGGGGUGGGGAAGGUUGGGAUGCUGAGCGUUAGGGCGCAGCGGGAGCUGAUCGCGAGUUUCUUUGAGAACGCGCCAAAGUUGUUGAAGUCGAACGGGGAACUGCGAUUGACGAUGCAAACGGGGGCGCCGUACGAUAAGUGGAACGUCGAGGGUCUGGCGCUCAAGGCGCGUUUAGUGUUUAAAACGAGCGUGGAAUUUCUUGCGAGCGAGUUUCCCGGGUACGAAUACUGCGACACCCCCGCCGAGGACGCCGAGGACGUCGAGCCGAGCGCCGACGACUUGGGCCGGUGCGUGACGUACGUCUUCGCGGCCAACGUCGAGCAGUAG